CUGCCACUGUUGUGGAUAGCCUAAUCACUCUUCUUCGACAGCGUUCUAGCGAUCAGGGCGAUCAUACCAUUGUUUUGAUAACCCUUGGAGUUUUAGCGUGCGUGAUACUAUGAUACCCCCCUUCACAUAAUGAAUGUUAUUGUCCCCAAUAGGUACGAUACCGUUAGUGCAAAUAUGAUGACUCGUGUUGGUGUGACGAAAGCGAUAAUGGAACUCCUCACUACAACACUCUCUGACGAUAUGGACGGAGCCAUCUGGUGUCUCUCGCGCAUUUGUAGGAGCAAAGAGAUAGUGGACAUGCUCUUCCAGCCAGCCAUCAUCGAUUUGGUGUCCCAGAAAGGUUUAUUGGGCAGCAUGCGCCGUACAUCGCGUCUCUCGGCCUGCUUCCUUGGCGGGCUCAUUCUCACAGAUGAACAGGCAGAUGAAUUAUCAGACAGAGGCCUUGUCGAAAUUAGCGUCAUUAAUCUCAUUAGAAAGGCUUCCUUACCCAAUGCGCUUCCGGAGGACAUCUGUGCUGCCACGUUCCUCGUUGCUCGUCUGGCGCGAUCGAUCAAGAUCUCGAAGGCGCUAGCGAAGGCUGGAUGCGUGGGACCGCUAGUCCAUGCGCUUCUCAGCUCUGUUGAACCUGACGUAUUGCAUUGGAGCGCUCGGGCAGUUGGCUGUCUUAUGCGCCCCAACAGUCUUGAGAUGGCAAAUGUUCUGCUCGGAGCUGGGUGCGCAGCAGGUCUUGCUCGCUUACCCCGGGUGUUGCCGGAAGACCAGGUCGAGCCGCUGGCAUCGUUUGCAUUUGCAAUACAGAGAUUUGUUUGCGCAGAGUGGGGCGGCGGUACGCGCAAAGCGCUGGUCGAUGCUGGUGUCAUUGAUUCGUUGCUUUCGGCGCUGAGGACUGCUGCAAAUGUACCUGCUCCACAUGUUCACGUUGAGCUGGCACACGCUGUCGUUUUUCUAUGCGAUAUUGGUGGAGGGGAUGUCAGGAAAGAGAUCGUUAGGGCGGGCGGAGUCAACAUUUUGAAACAUGUAGCCGAAACUGCUUCCCCGGAGGUCGCGGAGGUCUGCAAUGCAGCCGUCACUUCGUUGACGGGAAAUAUCUUUUCUCGCAAUCUGACCGUGACAAAGACCGCUUUAAGACACGAUUGGAGUGGUGGAUGUCCAGUCUACUUGCUACCCCGAACUACCUUUGGUUGCUCAUUAUAGACCUGUAUUCUCUGGAUAUAUUUUCAUUCUUUCGCCGGGAACAAAAGACGACAUGGUUGACUCAGACUCGAGAGUUCUGAUUGUUUUGUGCAGUGGCUAUGCAUCAAUAUUCGCGGUUUGAACCCGACUGAUGCCUUCCCGAUCAUGCCCAUAUCGGCGA
This is a messenger RNA of Cantharellus anzutake, 1354 nucleotides long. RefSeq lists its product as uncharacterized. The transcript has 2 exons. The record is from RefSeq and is a predicted model, not a curated record. Bases 130 to 1194 code for a protein of 354 amino acids. NCBI's taxonomy places the organism in Eukaryota, Fungi, Basidiomycota, Agaricomycetes, Cantharellales, Hydnaceae.